AUGCUCAGUGUGCGCAAGAAACUCAGUUUUGCAGAAGAUCUGUCUGUGACUCUGAAGUUCCCCCCUGCUGGAUUCAGGGAUCUCAGCGAGAACCAGAUCCAGGGGGUUCCACGGAAAGCCUUCAGAGGAGCUGUGGAGAUCAAGAACCUCCAGUUAGACUACAACCACAUCAGCUGCAUUGAAGAUGGAGCUUUCCGAGCGCUACGUGACCUGGAAGUGCUCACCCUCAACAACAACAACAUCAGCCGCCUGUCUGUGGCCAGUUUCAACCACAUGCCGAAGCUCAGGACCUUUCGCCUGCACUCCAACAACCUGCAGUGUGACUGCCACGUGGCCUGGCUGUCAGAGUGGCUGCGACAACGCCCCCGUCUGGGUCUCUACACGCAGUGCAUGGCCCCGCCGCACCUGAGGGGGCACAAUGUGGCCGAGGUGCAGAAGAAGGAGUUUGCCUGCACAGGUCACCAGUCGUCAUCCUCCUCCUCCUGCAGCGUGCUACAGUGCCCAGAGUCGUGCACCUGCAGUAACAACAUCGUCGACUGCAGAGGGAAAGGACUGACAGAAAUCCCCACCAACCUGCCUGAAACCAUUACCGAGAUACGACUGGAGCAGAACGCCAUCAAGGUGAUCCCAGCUGGAGCCUUUUCUCCUUAUAAGAAGCUGCGCAGAAUAGACUUGAGCAACAACCAGAUAUCAGAGUUAGCCUCAGACGCCUUCCAAGGUCUGCGCUCCCUCAACUCCCU
Messenger RNA from Labrus bergylta (ballan wrasse), 740 nucleotides. NCBI's taxonomy places the organism in Eukaryota, Metazoa, Chordata, Actinopteri, Labriformes, Labridae. The record is from RefSeq and is a predicted model, not a curated record.